AUGAUAUUUACUUCCUUACUUCUACUGCUCGCAACAUCUGCGCAUGGCCAGACCGUUUACGACGCAGCCCAUAAUAUCACAGUCAUCACCGGAACCUGGAGCUCUGGCAGCCAGAAUGUCGUCACUGGACCCGGCUUUGCUACGCCAUCUCAAGAGGCGUUUACAUACCCAAAAACAACAGGCAUGUCAUACUCUUUCACGGAUGAUGGAUACUACGAGAUCGCACGGUAUCGUAUGACUAGCAAUGGCACCGUACCAACCUGCAUUACGGGCGUUAUGAACUGGUCUCACGGUACAUAUGUGCUCGCCUCUAACGGCUCCAUUGUCAUGACACCAUUCGGCGACGGCUACCAACAAAUACAAGAUCCCUGUGCCGCCAUCUCCAACUUCAUAGAAAACUACAAUUAUACCGAGCUUUACAUUCUUUGGAACAUAUAUCAAGACCCAGUUAAGGGGUAUACUCUCCAACUGUACCAGUUUGACGGUACACCGUUACCACCUCAAUAUCUCGUCACCACUUCACCCAACAUGCUUCCAACUCAGCCUCUCCGGAAUGUCAGCACAAUCACCACCACCAGCGCCAUCGUCAAAAAUGCGGCAGUCGUCAACGCCAAUGCUGGGGAGCGUCGAUGGGAGGUGGCGAGCAUGACAGGUUUGCUUACGGUGAUUUCCGGUCUUGGACUAGCUGCUCUACUAUUGUAG
Molecule: messenger RNA, 702 nt
Organism: Suillus bovinus
Lineage: Eukaryota; Fungi; Basidiomycota; Agaricomycetes; Boletales; Suillaceae
Product: chaperone for protein-folding within the ER, fungal-domain-containing protein
Exons: 4
Coding region: 1-702 (233 amino acids)
Biological process (GO): 'de novo' protein folding
Cellular component (GO): endoplasmic reticulum; endoplasmic reticulum membrane
Source: RefSeq, a predicted model, not a curated record